This is a messenger RNA of Mesocestoides corti, 3678 nucleotides long. The record is from the annotation of a GenBank genome assembly. Lineage: Eukaryota; Metazoa; Platyhelminthes; Cestoda; Cyclophyllidea; Mesocestoididae.
CACUCAGCCGAGUCAGCAGCAUGGCAGGCCAUUGAGUCACUCUCGCGCCAAUCGAAUCGCGUGAUUGACGAGGCCUACGGUCUGGUGAAUCGAGCCUUCUUGAAACUGCGCAUCGCCGAGCAGACGUGCUUCGCGGACCCGGAGGAGUUGGCGCGCAAGAUCGGCCGAAUUCAGUCUGCUCUGAAGGCCAAAUCACCGCUGUUUUCGGCCUACGAGGAAUUGGUGCUAACGGUGAAACUCCCCACACCACAUGCCCACCUACAGUGCAUCAUCGUGGACGCCCUGAGGGCCUACUUUGAGAACUACACAAACUGGCACGCGAUCAACUCACGUCUGGACCUCGUGCUGAUGCGGCACAAGGCCUUCCUCGACAGCAAGGUCUGGGCUGCGGUGUACUCGCGUGGCUUCAUCAACUGGCUGCGCCUGCGUGCCCGCUGCUCCACCGGCGCGCCACCAGAGGCGGUCGCCACUGAGCCCUCCGCCACACCCCCCGUCUCCCCGUUGUUCGCCUCGAUCAGCGUCAGGAUGCACGGCCGCACUCUCGUCAAGUUCAUGCUUACCCAGUGCGAGCAGAAGCUAGAGCAGUGCGGCGACAAGGAGAACCUCCGUCCGCGUGGUGAUGGCGGCGAGACGACGCAUUCGACCGUCUGGGCCGACAAACACCUCCCUGAUGCGGAUCUGGUGAACCUCUGGCUGGCCACCCGGCUCCUCCUGAACGGCACCUUCAUUGUGUCGGAGCUGUACACCCUCUUAGGCACGGUGAAGGAAGCCCGCGUUUACCAGCUCGAGCUGCUUCGGAUUGCCCAGCGCUUCCACAUCCCCUCGUGUGCGCAGGCGGCAAUUUGCAUGAUGGCCUACACCGACCUCCACUGUCAGCGCAAAUGGGCGUUCGAUCUACGCCUCACCCAGCUCAACCACAUCCUUCACUCGAAGGUUCCACUGCAGGAGAUCAUCAGGUACCGUGACAAGGCCCACAGCGACAACAAGGCCUCGCUGGAGACCGCUGAAGAGUCUGAAUUCAUCAAAGAGCAAAAACCUCGCGGUAGACGCCACCUCGGUGACGAAGAUGCUGAUGGCGAUGAGGAGGAUGACGGCAACUACAGCGGAAUGGCGACAAACCCAGUGGUCAGCGCCGCGGCCGGUGGUGUGGCCGGGCUGUUCCCCACGUCUCCAGUGAAGACCAACGUCACAAUGACCUCCCACAAUGGCUUUCCUUCCAUAGAGGCGAUGGUGAGUGUUAUUUCAGGCAGGGGAAACAACGCCAUCAAUGCACAAGAGGGCUUCUUCACACCGAACUCUUGCGCCCACCGAAUCCUCAACGGGUGUUUGUGGGCCUGGCUUGUGGAGAUGGCAGACCUCGUGAGGACUAAGGUGAUGGGUCAGGACCACUACCUGUCCGCCCUCGUUCCACCCUCCCCCGCCGAUCAGGUAAAACCGUGCUCUUGUCUUGUCUUGUCAGCACCGGACUCGCCGGAGAACCUGUCGACCGCCGUAGAACGCAAAUGCACGCUGACGCCCAGGGUCAAUCCCUCAACGAAAGCGGGCCGCGCUGCUACCAAAAUGGCCCAGCUCGCUCCCGCGUCCCCGCCCACAGACCGACGGGUCGCCGCUUCUGAGUUCCGCGUUCCGCCGAACGCUCCACGCAGACCGGUGAGCGGUUGGGCGAAUGACGAAGUACUCCCCAGGCGAAGCAGACGACGUGCUGUCGUGGAACGCGACACUUCGGCUCCAGUGGAUGCUCGAAAAGGCGAGUUUUUGUCCGGCUACCAGUCAAACGACGAAGUCGACAGAAUUGGCAGCCUUGCUAGAUCAGUCUCUGCCACAAACUCCCUGUUCGGUUACGUCGGACCCUCUGCCUCCGGUUAUACCUUCGGUCUGGAGGGUAGGGCUCCUCUUCAGAUUCACCACGACGCAGAUCCACCUACUAUGCCUCCACCACCAAGACUGCGUCUCUUCAAGGAUCCAGAACCACCGAAAAUGCGUCAGCGUCAGCCUAAAGUGUCCGCAAAUAACCACGAGGACAGUGGUGAUGAGGAGGAGGUUGAGGCGGAUGAAGAAGCGGAAGACGCAACCGAGUCCUGUCCGGCAGCCCAACGCCGAGCCUUCCGUCCACGCAACGUCCGAAUGGCCCAUAAAUGGGCCAGCCAACACCGCUCGCACGUCUCCCCUUCACACCUACCCCCUCUGUGCCCCUCUGAGGAGGUGCUCAAGGCCCAGGAUGCUCUCGCUGAUCGUCUCUACUCGGUUUACUCCUCCCUCGCGGGCCUGCCCAUCCCCCACCUCCUGCGUCCGGUCUGUCAGUGGUUGGGUCUGCGCUGGCUGGGACGCGGCAGCCACGACCAAGCAGCCCGUUUCUUCGGUCAGGCAGUUGGUCUCGCCGCCUCCAGCCUCUACUCCUCAAUCCUGUCGUCAAAACUCAAAGAUGACGUCACCCCGAAGGUCCUCCUUUCCGUGUACUCCGUGGCAGCUCCGAACGACUCCAGCAAGUACCUCGCCGACGUCGCCACCGACUUCUCCGUCACGAUUAUUCAAUUAAUGCUGGUCGAUGAGCUCGGCCAGCUUCGUCGUCCUGACGCGCCUACCGAUGACUCCGCGCGCCCCUCGCAUGACCUCGUGGCCGGUGGUCUCGGCGCGAGACGCCAGGUGUACCUCAUCGCCACGCGUUGGGUUAUUGGCGGACCGGCGGCGGGAUUUCACUCCCGUGUCAUCCACAACUUCUCCUACAGCGGUCUCGACUACCUGGAGGCAUUCGAUGAAAUCCAAACCGCCAACGCCGACUCGAUGCAGGAGGAGGACCGGCGUCGAUUUUGGUCCCUUCGAUUCUCCCUCGACCACCGAUUAAAGACCCUAGUUAAAGAAAUGCGCACUAACUGGUUCACUGAAGACGACAUUAACUGGAUUCAGGGACAAGACAUUCCAAAAGCAUCUUCGGAGUUGGAGCGGCCAACUAUCUUGGUGCUCGACAGGCGCCUCGCUUAUUUACCCUGGGAGUGGUUGAUUUGGGGUCAAUCGGAGGACGAAGCUGCCACCACCUCCACAGUCCCCUCGGUGUGCCGGAGUUUCUCGCUCAGUCUCGUGAUUGGCCAGCUCACAUACGCCGCCUCCUGUACCAAAGAAUUUGACCCUCGCUCGGCCUUCUACGUGCUCAACCCCGAAGCCAAUCUCGAGCACACUGAAAAGACCUUUAGGGAUUACAUCCAACAAAACUUCCCCACGUGGAACGGAGUCAUUGGUCAAAUGCCCCCGGCCAGAGACGUCGUCAGUGGCUUCACGCAGCACGACCUCUUCGUGUACCUGGGUCACGGCAACGGAUCGAAAUACCUGAUGUCGACAUUCGACGAAGGUCUGAACGCUAAAGCCGUUGCCCUAAUCAUCGGUUGCAGUUCAGGUCGACCGAGGUUGGAAGGAAGACAUGAGGCCUACGCGUCGAUAUUCAACCACCUGAUCGCCGGAUCCCCGACUGCUGUUUCGUUGCUGUGGGAUGUUACUGAUCGGGAUAUCGAUCGCUUCACGCAGAGUUUCCUCUCCCGGUGGCUAGUGGAGUCAAAGGAUAACGAUCCAGCAUCCUUGUGCCUCACUGGGCAGAUCUUCAGGGCCACCAGUGCCUGCAAGUUGCCAAGCUUGGUGGGCAAAUCUGUCGUUGUCUAUGGCCUACCGGCUAUUCCCUGUCGUCGGUAG